This is a messenger RNA of Loxodonta africana (African savanna elephant), 596 nucleotides long. It is a transcript of the gene POLR2I, whose product is annotated as RNA polymerase II subunit I. The record is from RefSeq and is a predicted model, not a curated record. Gene Ontology annotation, molecular function: DNA-directed RNA polymerase activity; nucleic acid binding; zinc ion binding. Gene Ontology annotation, cellular component: RNA polymerase II, core complex. The transcript is spliced from 6 exons. Gene Ontology annotation, biological process: transcription initiation at RNA polymerase II promoter; DNA-templated transcription; maintenance of transcriptional fidelity during transcription elongation by RNA polymerase II. NCBI's taxonomy places the organism in Eukaryota, Metazoa, Chordata, Mammalia, Proboscidea, Elephantidae. The coding region runs from base 168 to 545 and encodes 125 amino acids.
AGUAAUUAACCAAACCCGAGCGACGCGGGAGCCCAAGCACAAAGCAGCUACGAACCUGUGUGAGAAGCUCCGCCCUCUUCUGCGAAGCAGCCCGGCCUGAGCCUUCCCGCGACCUGUAGCGCGGCGGAGCAUGCGCAGAAGGCCUGGCGGGCGGCGGGCGCGUCGCUAUGGAGCCGGACGGGACGUAUGAGCCGGGCUUCGUGGGUAUUCGGUUCUGCCAGGAAUGUAACAACAUGCUGUACCCCAAGGAGGACAAGGAGAACCGCAUCCUCCUCUACGCGUGCCGGAACUGUGAUUACCAGCAGGAGGCCGACAACAGCUGCAUCUACGUCAACAAGAUCACGCAUGAAGUGGACGAGCUGACCCAGAUCAUCGCUGACGUGUCCCAGGACCCCACACUGCCGCGGACCGAGGACCACCCGUGCCAGAAGUGCGGCCACAAGGAGGCGGUGUUUUUCCAGUCACACAGCGCACGGGCCGAGGACGCCAUGCGCCUCUACUACGUGUGCACGGCCCCACACUGCGGGCACCGCUGGACUGAGUGAUCGCCUCAGCCUCCGUGCCCCCGUGUGUGAUAAACGAGCGGGUGUCUGUGA